Messenger RNA from Heterobilharzia americana, 4530 nucleotides. The record is from the annotation of a GenBank genome assembly. Lineage: Eukaryota; Metazoa; Platyhelminthes; Trematoda; Strigeidida; Schistosomatidae.
GAAUUGAGGGCCGUCUAGAUAACUGCGGACUUUAAAUCUUGGUUCUGUGAUAGCUUAUUGAGGCUUAUCAAGUUGGAAUAUCUGUCUUCAGAUUACUAUCGCUGUUUAUUUCUGCUGGAUUAAAAUGUCUUAUCCUCCCAAAGCACCAAUAGUACAUGAAAACAUUACAAAUGGAGAAAGUGGACUAGACAAGAGAAAACUAUUCGACAUAAAUCCUCCUUUCGGAGACAUUGACGAUAUCUAUUUAUCUUCAGCAGGUCGUGAUUCGCCUGUAUCAGUGGUUAUGUCUGAACGUGUUCAGCGUAUAGCCUCCGGGAUAUAUAGAGAGUUUGAAACUAUGAUUGAAGCUUAUGGCUUACCAGUUGUGGAACGCUUGAUGCCACUAAUAAUUGGUCUUUUGGAGAAUUUGGAUGAUUUGUACAAAGAUCAAGCUGCAUACCAUGCUGAAGUGGGUCAUUUGCGGGAGGAAAAUGAACAUGUCUUCGAUCAACUUACUGCUGAGAAGGCCGCUCGUAAACAAUCUGAAUUGCGCUUACUGCAUGCUGAAGAUGCCUUCGAUGAAGAAAGGAAGGCGAACGAUGCCAAAAAUGAAACGUUGUCUACAUCUUGUCGACAAAUGGAGUUGAAACUACAAUUAGCUAAAGACCAAGUUUCACGUUUGGAAGCCAAAGAACAAGAAUGGAAGAAAGAAGAGAGUCGUCUACAUGAACGUUUAAAUGAAUUGAUACGCUCUAAUGUUGAAUUAACAGAACAGAUAAAAUUUGUCAGUCAACAGAACAAUACUAACAAUAGUCAUAAUAACAAUGGGAACAACAAAAAUACAUUGCGUAAAUUAUCAAUUGGUUCACCUCAAUUUAAAUUGAUUGGCUCCACUGAAGUUGAAAAAGAAACUUCCAUUUAUUCACAACCUUCAGACACUGGUUAUGAUGCAACUAGUGGAGGCUUCGGCUUCGAUGAAAUGCCGAGUCAUUCAGAGGUGGAUACUUUUCCAAUCAUGGAGGAUGAUUUACCUGCUAGUAUGCGUAAAGAAAUUGACGUGUUAAUCAAAGAGAAUAUGGACCUUGUUGAAACUAAAAAUGCUUUAAAUGUUGUGAAAGAUGAUUUAUUGGCUAAAAUUGACUAUUUAACUUCGGAAAAUAUAUCAUUGCGUGAAUCAGUAGAUAUGUUGACACUGGCACGUGUCAAUCUACAAGGUGAAUUGACUAGUACAGAUCAAAUGUUAAGCGAUGCUCGUUCAGAAAUUAACCAGUUAAAUGAGAAGUUAUCAGCAUGUCUAGAGAGUAAAAAUGAAGAGUCUAGUAAUUCAUCGCAAAGAAAACGUUUCACACGUUCAGAAAUGGCACGUAUCUUGGCUGAACGUAAUCACUAUAAAGAACGUCUUUUAGAAUUACAAGAUGCUGUACGAUUUACGGAAACUCUACGAAUCGGUCAAAAAGGGCAUCCAGAUCUUUUAUCAAAGGUGAUAACACCGCAACAAAAAUGUGAUUCAAUUACUCCAGUCACUGGACCAUUACAAAGUUUACAGAAAUUUUUCGCUGCAUUCACUUCUGGUCAACGUUCUGAAGCUGUCCCUGAAUCUAUGCAGAAUGUGGAAAGUGGUUCAUCAGUCCAUAGUGCGGAUAUCUCUUUAUCAUGGAUAACACUAUCAACUACAGGUACAUACCCUCCAAUCUAUGGUUGGGCAUCUGGGAAUGAUUCUGAUGUUAAGUGCAAUUCACAACAGUAUGAAACUAAUAUUAAUACCGGUAGUGAUGAUAAGAAUGAUGAUUCACAGUAUAGUAUACCUGUUCCCGUUCAAUGUAGAACAAUCGGUGGUUUGCAUCGAAAACACUUGGAGAUAUGUACAGCUCUUACUGUUCCAAUUGUGUCUCUAGAUAAUGAUUCAAAAAUUAAGUUUCAUUUAUGGCUAAUUGGUCGUGGUGGUCCAGCUGAUUCACAUCUAACUGACUCCUCACUAUCCUUGAAUCGUGGUUAUCUGGGUCAAGUGCAUAUCUUUGAACCGACAAGAUUUACACAACCUGUGUAUAGUUUUGACUUGGAUAAUGGAUUUUUGCCGUCAGCUGCUGUAUGUGUGAAAUGUACUACAGUUUUGAAUACUAAGAACAAUAAUUUUUUUUUGUGGUUUGUUGAAAAUCUACUUGUCUUUUUAGAGUUAACCCAACCUUCAACUAAAAUAUUUACGCCGGAAUUAACGUCAGAUGAUGCAAAAAUUGAAUUCUCUUGGGAUUUUAGUGAUCUAUCCAAUGACAACUGUGAUAAAGCAACUCCAAAACAGCUGAGAAAUGAUCUUGAAGGUCAUUGUGUAAUUUUAGCCUCAAAUGAUGGUAGAUUUUUGGUCUUUCAACCAUGUUAUGAAAUUAAAUCAAAUUAUCAGUCUGCUUUGGUUGAUACUACCUCGAGUAUUCAAGAUGGUAUAGGAGACAGUGAAAAGUGUAUGAGUAGCAAAAAUAAUCCAUUGUGUUCAACUAGCUGUAGUAUUCGUCUACCACAAAUUCUGUAUCGGUUUAAUACAGAUAGUCAAGGUCUCGUGGCUAAUGCAAUGAUAUCAUGUGAUAAUCAUAUCUGCAUUGGUUUAUUCAAUUCACUUGGCGUCAGUCAAUUUGUAUGCUUUCAGUGGCCAUUAUUUACUGAAAGUAUGAUUAGGAAUUCAUCAAAUUCUACCAGUAUCAAAACUACCCAUAAACUAAUUAAUCUACCAUAUAACUCUUUAUCUACUGGUCCUCUUAUAAUGACGUCAAACACUUGUAAUGAUAACAAAGAUAACGAGAUGGUAGAUGAUGAGGUGUUAGAUGAUCAUAUAUGGUUUGGUACUGCUGGUGGUGGUUAUUGUCACUGUUUAGCAGUUCGAUCUGGUAAAUUUAUUACAAGUUUAGCAUUACCAAGUGAAACACCGUGUUUACAUGCAAUAUGCAUUAAAUCAUCUACGCGUAAAUCAUCCAAGAUAAUAUGGUUAGCUGUUUCUGGUAAUCCAGUAACUUGCUCACCAUCUAAGAAGAGUUUCGAUACAACAAGGACUGGUGAUGAUGAUGAUGAUGAUAAUAAUAAUAAUAAUGAUAGUAACAAUGAAGAGAAGAUGAAGAAAGUGAGCGGUGUCAGCGGUGGAAUGGCACGUUUGUUAGCUUGUUGUCCUCAACAGAAAUGUAUUCUACGUCAAAUUGAUUUAACCUCUUCUCUAUCUUCUAUGUUAGAUAUGGAAGGUGUUACGGAUCCAAUAGAUUUGACAAUAUGUCGUUUACUUAUUGUCCCAAUGACCGCCGAUAAUGAAAUAUGGUUUGCAACUCGUUCUGGGCUUAUUGCUCGUUUACGCUUGGACUACUCAGAUAAAAAUGAAUCUGAAGCAGAUCAAAUCGAAUUGUCAAAAUCUUCUUCAGUACUAAUCAGUUGUCAUGGUUAUCGACGCCCUGUAUGCAACUUACUUCUUAUGCCUCUAAUUUCUCAGGUAGUGAAUACUGAAGAAUUUGAUUACUUGAUAGUUUCUGUUGGACAUGACUAUGUUGAUCUUAGACCAAUAUUAUCAGCGGCUAAGAAGAGCGAUGAAAAUCCGAUUCACUCAUAUGAUCGAGUUUCCAGUGUUAUUAAUCAUGUCAACCGAUCGCGUCAAAUGGGUUCAGGUGCUCACGCUAUUGUGUGGAGACUUACUGAAGCGUGUAAUUAAAGGAAAAACGUGGUCAUAAUUUUUCUGUUUAUUUUUUCAUACUACUUGCGAGGAAAAAAGUAGUUUGAAUUCCGAACAAAAUGUUUCAGUGAUGUUGCUACAUCACAACGAAUAAGAGUCAAAUGAAAUGAUCAUUUCCUCUCUUAAUUGAUUUCGAUUCCUUUACUUCAUAAUAAAAUCAUUUCUCCCCACCCUCUCUUUAAUGCCGUUUACAUAUAUAAAUGGAAAGCAUUGCCAGUUGCUUCAUAUCAUGUGAGUCGGUAGAGGUCUAUGAAUGUGUAUCUUUCACUAAAUGUAACUUAUUAAGUGUUGUGUUUUUUCUUUAAUGUUACUGUUGUGCAAUCAGAACACCUUAUCCUAAUAUUGUUCAUACUACUUGUCAGCAUUUAACUUAUAUUCAUAUUGAUUACCUUUCAUUUUGUUACUUGAUAAUUAUCAUAUAAGUUGUACUUUAUAUUUGCCUUUCUAUUCACUUCUUUAUUCUUUGCUGCUUCAUAUAAAGCUCUGCUGUGUGAUUUGAGUUUUAUUUUUCCUGAUAGCGCCAGUGUAUUUCCAUCUUCAGUCUACAGAUGUUUACCUCACUGGUCUGUAAUGUUAUUAUCAGAUUGUUUUUUUGUAGAGUUUAUUAUAGUGUAUCGUCGGUUGGGCAUUUUAAAUGUUUUCUGUGAUUUUUUGCUUCUGGUGUCUAUCUUUCUUUCUUACAUAUAAUCUGUUUGUUUGCUUUCAUUUAAAUUUAGCUAUCAUUUGUCAAUAUGACUGUGAUUUAUGGUAAAUUGUAUUACUUCAUGAUAUCAUAUAUGACUAAAAUAUUACAUUGUUUGAAUUCUUUCUGGAGCAUUUGUGUAGUUGUUAUUGUAGAUAUAGAAUGGAUGUUU